AUGGCACCAGGAAACCAAACAAAAUUCACUGAAUUUAUCCUCCUGGGAUUUUCUGAGACACCAGAGCAACAAAGGACCAUCUUUGGGUUGUUCUUGGGCAUGUACUUGGUCACUGUAUUUGGAAACAUACUCAUAAUAUUGGCUGUUGGCUCUGAUUCUCACCUCCACACCCCCAUGUACUUUUUCCUUUCUAACCUGUCCUUUGUAGAUCUCUGUGUGGUAUCUAGCACGGUACCCAAGAUGUUAGUAAGUAUCUUGACACAAAACAAGGCCAUCUCCUAUGCUGGCUGUCUUGCCCAGAUGUCCCUAUUUAUGUUUUUUGGUUGUUUAGACAAUUUUCUUCUCACUGCAAUGGCCUAUGACCGUUUUGUGGCUAUCUGUCACCCUCUGCGCUAUACAUCCAUCAUGAGUCCUGAGCUGUGCUGCCUGAUGGUGCUGCUCUCCUGGAUACUAAGUCUUCUCAACACCCUCCUUCACAGUCUGAUGGUGACAAGCCCCAUGGCACCAGAAAACCAAACAAAAUUCACUGAAUUUAUCCUCCUGGGAUUUUCUGAGACACCAGAGCAACAAGGGGCCAUCUUUGGGCUGUUCUUGGGCAUGUACUUGGUCACUGUAUUUGGAAACAUACUCAUAAUGUUAGCUGUUGGCUUUGAUUCUCACCUCCACACCCCCAUGUACUUUUUCCUUUCUAACCUGUCCUUUGUAGAUCUCUCUAUGGUAUCUACCACGGUACCCAAGAUGUUAGUGGGCAUCUUGACACAAAACAAGGCCAUCUCCUAUGCUGGCUGCCUUGCCCAGAUGUACUUCUUUACAGUUUUUAUUGGUUUGGACAAUUUCCUUCUCACUGCAAUGGCCUAUGACCGUUUUGUGGCUAUCUGCCACCCUCUGCGCUAUACAUCCAUCAUGAGUCCUGAGCUGUGCUGCCUGCUGGUGCUGCUCUCCUGGAUAUUAAGUCUUCUAGUUGCCCUCCUUCACAGUCUGAUGGUGACAAGGCUCUCCUUCUGUAGAGGCCACAAAAUCCAGCACUUCAUUUGUGAUCUUGAUCAAGUUCUAAAACUCUCAUGUUCUGACACCCUUAUCAAUUAUGUCUUGAUAUAUAUUGUAGCCGGUCUGCUUGGUAUUCUCCCCCUCACAGGGAUUCUCUUCUCAUACAGUCAGAUUUUUUCUUCCAUUUUGAAAAUCCCAUCUACUGGGGGUAAGUACAAAGCCUUUUCUACCUGUGGAUCUCAUCUCUCUGUUGUUUCCUUAUUCUAUAGCACAGGUCUGGGAGUGUAUUUGAGCUCCUCUGUGACCCACUCUUCCUGGAAGAGUGCAGUUGCCUCAGCAAUGUAUGCUGUGGCCACCCCCAUGUUGAACCCCUUCAUCUACUGUCUUAGGAACAAAGAUAUAAAAGGAGCCCUGUGGAGACUCAUUAGCAGAAUAUCCUCCUCUCAGUGAUAGAACCUAGUCCUGGAAGGCGGUUGAGGUAUUUGUGGGAAAAUAUUGGAAAGCAAAAACACUAAAUUCCUCACAAAUCACGAGUUUCCUACCCUCUUCUCUCCCUCUGGAUGUAUUUAA
Messenger RNA from Monodelphis domestica (gray short-tailed opossum), 1557 nucleotides. Its product is annotated as olfactory receptor 7D4. Gene Ontology annotation, cellular component: membrane. Gene Ontology annotation, molecular function: olfactory receptor activity; G protein-coupled receptor activity. NCBI's taxonomy places the organism in Eukaryota, Metazoa, Chordata, Mammalia, Didelphimorphia, Didelphidae. The record is from RefSeq and is a predicted model, not a curated record. Gene Ontology annotation, biological process: G protein-coupled receptor signaling pathway.